This is a messenger RNA of Vespa mandarinia (Asian giant hornet), 2732 nucleotides long. RefSeq names its product Low-density lipoprotein receptor repeat domain-containing protein cueball (gene cue). Gene Ontology annotation, molecular function: Wnt receptor activity; Wnt-protein binding. Gene Ontology annotation, biological process: canonical Wnt signaling pathway. The record is from RefSeq and is a predicted model, not a curated record. Gene Ontology annotation, cellular component: plasma membrane. Lineage: Eukaryota; Metazoa; Arthropoda; Insecta; Hymenoptera; Vespidae.
CGUUCGCCAUUUGGUAGAGUCGCAUUACAGUAGUAAACGUUAUAACAGUAUUCCGUCGCGCCAAUGACCGAACGCCUGCGGAGGGCGACGCGAAGCGUCGGUAGAACGCACAUUUAGUCACGAACGGACACACAGUUCGCGUUCAGCCACCGUAACGCGACGUAACGUUGAUGGUAAGGUGAUACUCUUUCGUAGCUCUCAAUAAAAGAGAAACGAAAGAGAAUUAAAUAAUAAACUUGUUGAGAAAAACAAAAUAUUCUUUGAAGAGAGUUCGUUUGAAACAGUUUCAAAUCGAUCGUAUUUCAUUUGAUCCGGUGAAUUUAAUCUUGAAGAGAAAAAAAAGUUGACCGAAAAGAUUUAGCGAAUAAAUAAAAACGGAAAUAGAAAGAGUAAAGAAAAAAAGGAAAAGAAAAAAAAAACGAAAAAAGAGAAAGACAAACGUGUUUACGGUGAAAAGACAUUUAUCUCUGUCUAUUUCUCUUUUCUCUCUCUCUCUCUCUCUCUUUCUCUCUCUCUCUCUUACUCUCUCGCGUUACUAGUGUAAAUGUAUUCGUGAUAAAGAUGUCCCGACAAUCGCGAGAUUUCUUAACUGCCUUCGUCUUCAUCGUGUUAGCCGUUUUCACAAUCACGAGUGAUGCCAGGUCAUGGGAUAUCGCCGUUGUGAUCGGCGACAAGAUAGAAUUUUUCACACAAAAUCAAACUCUUACGGUAACAGUCGAUGGGGCCGUUUCAUUAACUGGAAUAGCUUACGAUGAUCAAACAAGAAAAUUGUAUCUUAGUGACUCUCAUAGCAACAUAUCGAUUUUUAGUAACGACUUAGCGGAAAAGAAUUUCAGUUCGAAACCACUGUUAAAGGCAAAGCAAGAUGAGACGAACAUCGUGGCGACAGCUUUUGAUACAAACUCUCGUACGCUCUUCUGGAUCGACGCCUUGAAGAGAAUGAUCAUGAAGAUGCACAUACCGAUGGACGGUCCUCCGGAAGAACCCGUUAUUCUGCAUAAUCUCACAGAAAUACCACGUGGUAUCGUCCUAGACACGUGUAACAGUCAUAUCUACUGGAGCAACAGCAACCGCAAGAAUUCCACCAUCGAAAGAUCCAACAUGGAUGGUACCAAUCGAACGAUCAUAAUCAGGGGAGAUCUUUACGUACCAACAGGUCUAGCAAUCGAUUAUGAAGAAGGUAAACUCUAUUGGACUGACGAUGAAGAAGGUAUACAUGUAAAGAUCGAACGUAGCAAUCUCGAUGGUACUGAACGUGAAAAGAUCUUGAAGAAUAGAAAUCAACAACCUGUUUAUAUCGCCGUCGAUAAGGAUUUUAUCUACUGGUCAGAUUGGGUACAUAAAGCUAUUUGGAUGAUGGCUAAAAAUUCCACCGAUCACGAAUCACCGGUCAAAUUUAAAUCCUAUCGCAAAUUGAACAAAGAUUCUGAUCCUAACGCCAUUAUUACACGAGACAACGUUGGUACCAUCGAUUGUUUUGCUAUAUCCAAAAGAAGAUUAGAAAAAGAGAAACUUGCUGAAAAGAAACAAAACAGUUCUCUUCUCGAAUCUUACAAUAACUUAACGACUAAUACCAAAGAUGUUAAAACGGAAAACUCUCAAUUGUGUCUCAAUGGUGGUUCCUUCGAUCGUAUCGAAAGUUCUUGUCGUUGUAAAUUUGGAUAUACGGGUUCCAUGUGUGAAAUAUCCCUCUGCCAGAAUUAUUGUCUUCAGGGUGAUUGUAUCGUUAACAAUUUCGGUAAAGCAGAGUGUAAAUGUAUCGGCACGUUUACCGGUAAACGAUGUGAAAGAGACAUUUGCGAGGGUUAUUGUCUUCACGAUGGCGAAUGUUUGGUCCAAAACAACAUACCUGUCUGCGAAUGUAAAAAUUCGAAGGGCGAACGUUGCGAAAUUCUUCCUGACAUUCUUCCUGCGCUCAACGUUGACAAAUCUUCCUGCGGUUUAAUAUGUGCCGAAAACAACUAUACCUCUGAAAAGAUGCUAACCCUAAAUGAAAAUUGCGAAUCGAAGACAUUAUUAUUCGUACUUAUCGCUCUCAUCAUUGUACUUAUUAUACUGAUCCUCGUGAUGAGUUUCUACCUGCAUAAAUUACGUCGUCGACCACGAAUCAAGAAGAGAUUCGUAGUUAGUAAAGGUGGUAUUACGCCAUUAACAUCCAGACCACAGCUAACGGAUAAUCAAUGCGAAAUAACUAUAGAAAAUUGCUGCAACAUGAAUAUCUGCGAAACACCAUGUUUUGAACCAAAAUUACGAACUCCGGUGACAAAGAAUAAUAAAACGAAAAAGGACGAGAAGAAUUCUCUAUUGGAUAAUAUGGAGGGAAAUUCGUGCUAACGCAAACUAAAUUUCUCGUCGUAUAAAAUGGCGAAUACUCGACGGAUUCCACGUAAGCUCGUCACGAAAUUUUUGCUCGCGGUGAUAGAUGUCUGUAUAUUUUUCGAAAGACUCUAUCUAGUAUUGUUGUUAAGUUUGGUGAAUGCAUAUGUGCCUGCAUAGGGCAAGAUGAAAGGAUAAAUUAACUGAACGAAAAAAAGUAAAACGAAAAAAAAUAUAUAAAUCAAGUAAAAAAGAAAGAUACAAAAGGACGAAAGCCAAAGGUCUUUAAAAGAGUCCUAUUCCUUAUUGGGUCGUAUAUGUAGGGCUGUGCUUUUACAAUGGUUAUUUCGUUCGAUUAAUGAAAUCAUAGCGUGAUUUACUUAAUUUUUUUUUUUCCUUGUAAUUCAAUAAGUUAC